Messenger RNA from Drosophila ficusphila, 3457 nucleotides. It is a transcript of the gene CrebB, whose product is annotated as cyclic AMP response element-binding protein B. Lineage: Eukaryota; Metazoa; Arthropoda; Insecta; Diptera; Drosophilidae. Gene Ontology annotation, cellular component: transcription regulator complex; nucleus. Gene Ontology annotation, biological process: regulation of transcription by RNA polymerase II. Gene Ontology annotation, molecular function: protein binding; RNA polymerase II cis-regulatory region sequence-specific DNA binding; DNA-binding transcription factor activity, RNA polymerase II-specific. Bases 720 to 1748 code for a protein of 342 amino acids. The transcript is spliced from 6 exons. The record is from RefSeq and is a predicted model, not a curated record.
UGCUGCCGCUACAGUCACACUGUCGAGCGAGCGAGCUAGCAAUAAGCGAACGAUUUUUGCGCAAAAACGGAGUUUAUCAAUAAAUCGUUGCGUACGAUUGCAUUGACCGUUUUAAACGCGUUCGUCCUCGUGCAGAAACCCCGAAUCCGCGACAUUUACCGCCCAAAGACGCGUUAAAGUGCUGCAAAAAAGAAGAAAAGAACGUAAGCAACGAUAACAACAGGCAGCGAGCAAGAGAGAAAGGGAUAGAGUGGGAGCAGUGCGGAGUGUUGUGUGUGUGCGUGCUGCCAACUUGUCGCACCAAUUCCCUGCUGCCGUUGUGUAGUGUGUGUGUGUUCUCUGUGGUUCUCCCAACAGGGGAAAAAUACAAAAUCUAUGCGCGAUGCUAUAUCAAUCCUAACUGAAGUUUUAGGGACAAAACACCGAUUGGCUGGCCAUAUUGAAACAUAGAUUUUACUUACCCAAGCGACUUUUCAACAAGUUGCCAGCGCAGCGUGCAACGCGCGCACACACACACACGCACGCACACACGCGCAAAAACACACGCAAGAGAGAGGGAGAGAGCAACAACAACAAAAGCCUCUCAGCAGCAACGUUUUUAGUGAUGUCAUCAGAAAAAACGCGUUCAAGCUGGCCAAAUUGAAGCGGAAACGGUAGCCAAACUGAAGCACUUGUCGGAGAGCGUCUCGGUGCUGCUGAAGAUCGCCAGGAUCGGCAACAUGGACAACAGCAUCGUCGAGGAGAACGGCAACUCGUCGGCGGCAUCGGGCUCCAAUGACGUCGUCGACGUGGUCGUUGCCCAGCAGGCGGCGUCCGCGGGAGGCGGUGGCGGAGUCGCCGGAGGAGGAGGAGGAGGAGGAGGUAGUAAUCCUCAACAGCAGCAGCAACAAAACCCACAGAGUACAACGGCCGGCGGUCCAACGGGAGCGACGAACAAUGCCCAAGGAGGCGGAGGAGGAGGAGGAGGUGGAGUAGCGGCCACUGUGCUGACCACCACCGCCAACUGUAACCUACAAUAUCCCAUCCAGGCGCUGGCGCAACACGGACUGCAGGUGCAGUCGGUGAUACAGGCGAAUCCCUCGGGGGUCAUACAGACGGCAGCGGGAACCCAGCAGCAGCAGCAGGCGCUGUCCGCCGCAACGGCGAUGCACAAGGUGGUCUACGUGGCCAAGCCGCCCAACUCGACGGUCAUCCACACGACGCCCGGCAAUGCAGUGCAAGUGCGUAAUAAAAUCCCUCCAACCUUUCCGUGUAAGAUCAAACCCGAACCGACCACGCAGCAUCCGGAGGACAGCGACGAGAGUCUGACGGACGACGAUUCCCAGCACCACCGCAGCGAGCUGACGCGACGGCCGUCGUACAAUAAGAUCUUCACCGAGAUCAGCGGACCCGACAUGAGCGGCGCACCACUUCCCAUGUCCGAAGGCGUGCUCAGUUCCCAACUGGCGGGGAGUGGAGCGGGGGGCAAUCCGGCGAACAGCUCCCUGAUGCAGUUGGAUCCCACGUACUACCUGUCCAAUCGGAUGUCCUACAACACCAACAAUAGCGGUAUUGCGGAGGAUCAGACCCGUAAGCGCGAAAUCCGGCUGCAGAAGAACAGGGAGGCGGCGCGCGAGUGCCGGCGCAAGAAGAAGGAGUACAUCAAGUGCCUGGAGAAUCGAGUGGCGGUGCUAGAGAACCAAAAUAAAGCGCUCAUCGAGGAGCUCAAGUCGCUCAAGGAGCUCUACUGUCAGACCAAGAACGAUUGAAUGUGGGCGCGGCUCUGGCGCCGCCUGCGCCUUCGCCACCAUCGCCACCGCCUCCAGUUUCGUUUACGGUUACGGUUACGGUUACGAAGGUUCCGGUUACGGCAACGGCAACGACAACGGCAAUGGCGACGGCGACGACGGAUGCGCUGCGGUUCCCGUUCUGGUUAACGCCCGACAGCAGCGAUGGAUCGAUCCCCCAUCCGCCCCGUUGGCCGGCCGCAUAUCAUGAUUUAUAUACGUAUAGGAUGAUGCUAUAUGUGGUAGCGUGUACAUUAACUGUAUGAUCUGUAUGAUGAGGGAUCGUGUUGUUGUUGUUAGGACAGCGGACGGACGGUUAGGUGGUGGAACAUACACACACACACACACUACCACACACCUACCUGCCGAACGUAGCGAUCAGAACACACACACACACACACAAUGUAAUUAUGUUUAUAAUUUAAUGAUGUAAUAUUAUGUUAAUGAUUUAGUUUAUGCCUUAGUUUAUUUGCUAAUUUAACGAUACUGGAGUUUACCUACGAACAUGUGUUUCUGUAUCCUAAGCCUUUUUACCAACAUAUAUCCCACGGAUUACCCCAAAAUCCCGACAACCGACACCCCUUUUGUAAUUAAAUUUUUUUUGUUUUACCUAAUUCGUAAUUUACUGCAGGACGUGCGUGUCUAGCGAAAAGUGUUUUUUCUUAGCGAAUUGUUGUAAGCCAAUAUGUCAGGAGAUAGUCAACCAACCCCCACGGAUUUGCAGAAUAUUGUAGGAUGGAUAGGUAGAAAUGAAAUGAAAAGAAAAGAAAUGAAAGCGAGGAAAACGGUUUUCUGAGCCUCCCAAAAUUCAAAUUGUUCAAAGAAAAAAAAUCACAAGUUUCACUUGAUUUAUGUUUGUUGUGUAUGUACGUGUGGUCCGCCCGAUUCUAACGGUAAAAUUAGGUUUUAAUAGCACAAUCCAUCUGGGAUUCGAGCAUGGAAUUCAAACACUUUGUUGCAUAAUUUUAAACGAAUCGAAAGAAGGCUCCCAACUCCCGCUUUUCCCGAACAAAACGGUUUAUAUGUAAUUCUAUAUACUAUUAUGCGUAGUUAGCAAACACUCUUUUGUAUUUUGUGGAUCUUGUUUGUCAUCGAAGGGGUAUAUGUGUAGGGUAGUCCUGCCCUCGGCCGGAACACACGUAUAUACAUAUAUGCUUUAAAUAUGAAUAUAUAAAGCUAACACUCUCGUUAUCUCUUGUGAUCAACUCAGUUGUUGUUAUGAAUGGUAGAAAGCAGACGAAAUGGGCGGAGAAAAAAUACGAUAAAUUAAUUACGAUGAACGCGGGAGACGGAGAUCGAACUUUUUUAUCUAGCGUAGCGCAACGGAAACAAUGUCAAAAUGAAAACAAAAAAAAAAAACCGGAAACGGAAAUAAAACCAUAAGAAAGCAUGUAUAUCUCUCUAUUUUUGAUGUCCGAAUCAAAAGCUCUGCAAAAGGAGAAAACAUACGAAAAAAAAGUAAAAAACAGAGAACCAGGCAAAAGAAAACGGAACGAGAACUCAAAGAGCAGCUUUUUUUUGGCCAAGUCUAAAGAAUGGGAAAGGCAGAAAUUGAAAUGAAAACAAACAAAAGUUGCAUUCAACAAAGUAAAUAAAUAUUUUUAUUGUCAUUGCAUAAUUCUUAAGCUAGUAAUUUUAAUAUCUAAAUCGUAAGCGCGGAAAAACAAAGUAAAUAAAAACAAAUGAAUGGA